Drosophila bipectinata is the source of this 938-nucleotide messenger RNA. RefSeq names its product TBP-associated factor 9 (gene Taf9). Gene Ontology annotation, cellular component: transcription factor TFIID complex; SAGA complex. NCBI's taxonomy places the organism in Eukaryota, Metazoa, Arthropoda, Insecta, Diptera, Drosophilidae. Gene Ontology annotation, biological process: RNA polymerase II preinitiation complex assembly; DNA-templated transcription initiation. Gene Ontology annotation, molecular function: RNA polymerase II general transcription initiation factor activity; protein heterodimerization activity; transcription coactivator activity. The record is from RefSeq and is a predicted model, not a curated record.
UUGUUGUUUUCGUCCAUCCCUAGUGCAGACAUAUUUUUUGAUAUUUAAAUACAGUUGACAAACAAUAAACAAUGAGCAGCGAAAAGGCCGAUAAGGCCAAAAUUAGCGCUCAGAUCAAGCAUGUGCCGAAGGAUGCCCAGGUGAUCAUGUCCAUCCUCAAGGAGCUGAAUAUCCAUGAGUACGAGCCGCGCGUGGUCAACCAAAUGCUGGAAUUCACCUUCCGCUAUGUCACCUGCAUACUGGACGACGCCAAGGUGUAUGCCAACCAUGCCCGCAAAAAGACGAUUGACCUGGACGACGUGCGCCUGGCCACCGAGAUGACGCUGGACAAGAGUUUCACCGGCCCGCCCCCGCGCCACGUCCUAGCAAAGGUGGCCGAGAUACGGAACGCUACGCCUCUGCCCCCGAUCAAACCACACUGCGGUCUGCGAUUGCCGCCCGACCGCUAUUGCCUCACGGGCGUCAACUACAAACUGAGAGCUCCCAAUCAGUCGAAGAAAAUGACCAAGUCGGCGCUGGAGGGCCGGCCAAUGAAGACCGUGGUGAAGCCCGCGUCCAGCGCCAACGGCCCAAAACGAGCUCACUCCGUUGUGAACAAGCAGCAGGUGGUGACAAUAACAAAGCCCGUUAUCAAGUUCACCACAACGACCGCCAAAACUGUGCCCAGCAACAGUGGCUCUAGCGGGGGCGGUGGCGGGGCACCAGCCGGGGAGAUGAAGAACGAGACCAGUGGGUCCAAUGAUGUCAAGAUGGAUGUCGAUAGCGAUGCGGCGGCCGUGGGAAGCAUUGCCAGCGUGGUAGCGGGAAAUGCCUCCAGCACGGGUAACCCUCUGAAGCGGGAAAGAGAGGAGGAGGAGUUUGAAUUUAUAGCCAACUGAGGGCAGUCCCGAUUAAACAUUAACUUUAAAUAUAUUUUCAAAAUCAGCCGUAAAAAAAAA